CCCUUGGAUUGUGAGGGUGGGAGGGAAAGAAUUGCGGGAACGAAGAGAUAUCAUUUAUCAAUGGCGAACCCUAAAUUCAAGACGAAACAGGCGAAGAUAAUAUUGGGUUCUUCUUCAAUGGCUCGUCGGAAAAUCUUAGCGGAGAUGGGGUAUGAUUUUACAGUUAUGGCUGCAGACAUUGAUGAGAAGAGUAUUAGGACCAAGAAGCCAGAGGAUCUGGUACUUGCUCUAGCUGAGGCAAAGGCUGAUGCCAUUAUUUCAAGGCUUGGAAUUACAGGUCAUAAGGAGGAAAAUGCACACCCCACGCUGCUAAUUACAGCCGACACAGUGGUGGUGUAUGAAGGGAUGAUUCGAGAGAAACCAUCAAGCAAGGAAGAAGCACGCCAUUUCAUCAAAGGAUAUUCAGGUGGUUGUGCAAUUGUUGUGGGAUCUAUAGUAAUAACUAACCUUACAACAGGUAUCAAAAAGCGAGGAUGGGAUAGGUCGGAGGUCUAUUUCCAUGAUAUACCUGAUGAGGUCAUUGAUAGACUGGUAGAUGAUGGGGUAACACUAAACGUCGCCGGAGGGCUAAUGCUCGAGCAUCCACUAACAGCUCCCUUUGUUGAUACCGUGAUUGGAACUCCUGAUGGUGUUAUGGGACUUUCUAAAUCUCUGACCGAGAAGCUACUUGAGGAAUCCCUCUGAGUCUUGGUAGCUGCACAGGUUGAAGUCUUUCAAAUACUACAAAUCUGAAUAGCCGUAUGUAUUUUGAGUCAUGCGUAUGACCAUGAAAACAAAUAGAGUCGAAUUCAACGCUUUCGUCAUGAAACGUAGUUGAUAAAACGGCUGCAUUUGUGACAUUAAUCGAAUGCCGUCUAGAUCAAGAAGUAUUUGAAUCAAGCAUCAUGAAAAGGUUAUUUAUCUUGUAAUCAAUUGUGUAGAAAGAUCCAUCAUAAUUAAGC
Messenger RNA from Cynara cardunculus var. scolymus (artichoke), 941 nucleotides. RefSeq names its product maf-like protein DDB_G0281937. Lineage: Eukaryota; Viridiplantae; Streptophyta; Magnoliopsida; Asterales; Asteraceae. Bases 61 to 684 code for a protein of 207 amino acids. Gene Ontology annotation, molecular function: nucleoside triphosphate diphosphatase activity. The record is from RefSeq and is a predicted model, not a curated record. The transcript has 9 exons.